AUGGAAGAUAACCUAUGGACUGAUUUACGAUGGCAGAAACCGUGCCAUGUCUUCCAACGGUCCGAGGACACCUUCGAAUUUCCCCGCUCCGGCUCCGGUAUCCCCGGGCUCUGCUACCUCGGCCAUCUCGCUAGUCCUAAUUCGCUGAUGUACAUUCACCAAACCAACCAACCAGGCAAGAUCAUCACCAAUCGGGCCACUUCUCCGCAUCUAUCAUGGAUUUCGGUGGAUGUUUCCAAGGUCCCCGAGCCAGUCCGGAGCACGUGUUUCGGGGCAAGGAAAGCAGGUUAUAGAAACGUAUCACGAUGCGGGACAAUCGGAGGAUGCGGGGCUGACUGA
This is a messenger RNA of Fusarium venenatum, 339 nucleotides long. Lineage: Eukaryota; Fungi; Ascomycota; Sordariomycetes; Hypocreales; Nectriaceae. The record is from RefSeq and is a predicted model, not a curated record.